UUUCGCUUAAAGCGGAGAAACUGAAAAAUUCAAAAUCAUAUUUCUAAAAACUCGAAUUUUUAAUGUCCAAAGUUAACAGCAUAAAAUAAAAUUGCCCAAUGCGAUCGACGACAUCAAUAAAAAUCAAUACAACGCACACUAGAACCCAGAACUCCGUUCAAGGAUGACAGCUGAUGGGAAAUAGAAAAAUCGAAGUGCCGUUAAAUGUCAAGGACACGGAAAACCAAAUAAAGAGCCACAACAAAUAGGAAAAGUCGCAAAAGCAACAAUUUAGGAAAGGUUUCGAUCAGUUUCGAAGGACAACGGUGAAAAUAAAGCACAAUAAUAUCCGUAAAAUAUGUCAAAUCCGGUGCACGGAAGACCGCCAAAUAAUUCCGGCUCUGCCGGAUCCUCCUCCUCCUCCUCCUCGUCCACGUCCUCAUUAUCCUCCCCCUCCGCUGCAUCGCCCGUUUCGGUAAGCCUGCAGCAGCCGGCUGGGAACAGCAACUUGUCGGGCGGUGGCAGCCUGAAGGAGAAGGUGGGGCUGCCAACGGUUUAUCUUAACCUUAACGAGCAUGCUGGCAAGGAGUCGGCCUCCUGCUCGCCGCUCCAGCACUGGGACGAUACCCGCACCGCCGAUGUCUGGCUAUCGUCGCUGCACAGCGUCAUCUUCAUUAUCACCUGCGCCCUGGCUGCUUUCAUUCUGUUUCGCAAUGUGCUCACCUGGCAUUUGCAGAGCUUUUGGGGCGCCUCCGGAGAUUUCUGGCAGUCACAAUGGGACAAAUUCAUUGACUCCUUUGGCGAUGAGCCCAUGGUGCUGUGGGUCUUUGGCACCACCAUUUUCACCAUGAUCGUCUACUGGACCGUGGGCACCCUGUACACAUUCAUGGACCUGACCAACCGACCCGCCUGUCUGCGCAAAUACAAAAUCCAGCCGGGCACCAAUGAGCCGGUGGAAGUGCGUCGCCUCCUAAAGGUUAUCUGGUGCGUGGUGUGCAACCAGAUCUUUGUGGGCAUACCUCUGGCCUAUGCCAGCUACCGGCUGAUGGAGAUCCGGGGACUCAGCGAUAUCCGGGAUCUGCCCACAUUCCAUUGGGUCUGCUUCGAGCUGACCGUCUGCAUCCUGAUGGAGGAGCUGGGCUUUUACUACUCGCACCGCCUGCUCCAUCACAAGCACAUUUACAAGUAUAUCCACAAGCAGCAUCAUGAGUGGACGGCCCCCAUAUCGGUGACGGCCAUCUAUUGCCAUCCCAUUGAGCACAUCUUUAGUAAUCUGUUGCCGCCCUUUCUGGGCGUCUUUCUGAUGGGCAGCCAUGUGGCCACCGCCUGGCUAUGGUUUGCUCUGGCCAUACUCUCCACCCUCAAUGCCCAUUCCGGCUACCAUUUGCCGUUCUUUCCCAGUCCCGAGGCCCAUGACUUUCAUCAUCUCAAAUUCAACAACUGUUUUGGGGUUUUGGGUGUCCUGGAUCGCUUGCAUGGCACCGAUUCUUUGUUUAGGGCCACCAAGUCCUAUGCUCGCCACAUCAUGAUGUUGAGCUUCAAGCCGCCGCGAGAUGCUUUUCCGGAUUCAACGAUGAAGUGAAGCUUCUGGAAAGAAGUUAUCUUGUGCAGCAAGCAUUUCUAACUCUCUCUAACUUUCUUUCUAUCUCAAUCUGUGCAUACAAAAACUUUUAAUUGUGAUAAAACAGGGCACGAGGAUCCUAUUUUGUACACCUCACCUACCCACACCCACAUCCACAUCCACACACAUGCAUCAUGUAUUCGUUGUGCGAAAGCCCCAAAAACCAAAUGAAUAAAGCGUGAAUGUAAAUUGUA
Messenger RNA from Drosophila kikkawai, 1794 nucleotides. RefSeq names its product fatty acid hydroxylase domain-containing protein 2. Lineage: Eukaryota; Metazoa; Arthropoda; Insecta; Diptera; Drosophilidae. Gene Ontology annotation, cellular component: endoplasmic reticulum membrane. The record is from RefSeq and is a predicted model, not a curated record. Gene Ontology annotation, molecular function: C-4 methylsterol oxidase activity; iron ion binding. Gene Ontology annotation, biological process: sterol biosynthetic process.